AUGCAGUUGCUUCACUGCCAGUGGGUGAACGCGCGGGCUGUGCGAGCUGUGCGGGCUGUCAGGCAGAGCCCGCUGGACCGGGUCGAGGGGCUUCGCGCCGCAGCCCGCGCGCCGCGGCAGCCCAUCGCGCUGGAGGACAAGGUCGAUUAUUGCCUGGUUCACUUGGAGCAGCUGUCAUCUGAGAGGACGGAUCCCCUCAAGUUGCGCUACCAACGGCGUUUGAAGGAGCUUUAUCAGGCCCGCGGGGCUCUGACCUCAAGGCAACUGGUGCGCCUACUCGCUUCCAUGGCCGAACAUCCUUUGGUUUUGGACUCCGAAGGGGCCAGGCCUCUGAUGGAUGUGGCCUUCCAGCGUCUCAAGGUGGCACACUUGGAGAACCCCUCAGCAGCUGAAGCAGACCACCUCGCUGCCGCGUGCUUGUGCCUGGCGCUGGCUGCCAAGUCACGGAAGAAGGCACCAGUGCGGCGGCUUCCCGAGACAGGCGCUCCGCCCGAGGAGGCAGCGCUGCAGCGGCUGUUGACCCUGGCGCUGGAGGCUCAGGCCACCAUCCCACCCUCCUUGUCGAUGGCUGAGUACCUGACGAAGCCUUUGCUGGCGGCGGCCUUGCUUCCAUCUUCUGUGGACAUGUCUGCUGGAGUGGCCGCGAUCUUGGAAGAGGAGACGUUCUGGCGCGGCGCCAAGCGGGGUGCCGCCUCACGGGGCCCUUCUGUACAGAUCUUUGGAGGCUUCCCCAGCAAGCCGGUCGCGCGCGCGGUGGGCGCCCUGGGGAUGAUGCAGGAGCAGGGCGUGGAACUGCCGACGAACACCUCGCAGCGCGUCUUGCGGCUGUUGGACCUGGAGCGGUUCGAGAAUACGGAGCUGCCCGAGUUGGUGCUGCUCUACCAAGGUCUGCGGGGUUUGGGCCUGGAGAGCCGCAUCAAGGAGGCCCGAGAGCUGCAGCAGGAGCGGCUGAAGCAGCGAGGCGCUGCAGCGGUGCCGGCGCUGGAGCUUUGCGAGGCCUUGCUGGUGCUGAAGACCUGUGGGAGGUUGACUCCGGAGCAGCCCUUCGUCUUCGACUUCGUCCGCUUGGCCGCCAACAACGUCGACCGCCUGAAGCGCGGUGAGCGGCGUGUGCUCCGAACUCUGUUGGAGCAUUUGGCGCAACACUUGGGCUUUGAACCCGGUGUGUCGUGGGUCGACUUGGCGCAGGCGCCUGCGCCACAGCACGCGCCGGGCUCACCGGAAGCGUCCAUUUGCAUGCUGGCCAGGCAUGACUGGUUUUCGCGAAAGAGUCGCGCGCACACGUCCUGGUUCCGCCAGCGGGGCCAUUUGCGGUGA
Durusdinium trenchii is the source of this 1317-nucleotide messenger RNA. NCBI's taxonomy places the organism in Eukaryota, Dinophyceae, Suessiales, Symbiodiniaceae. The record is from the annotation of a GenBank genome assembly.